This is a messenger RNA of Ipomoea nil (Japanese morning glory), 2452 nucleotides long. RefSeq names its product protein SIEVE ELEMENT OCCLUSION B-like. The transcript has 8 exons. The record is from RefSeq and is a predicted model, not a curated record. Gene Ontology annotation, biological process: phloem development. The coding region runs from base 68 to 2317 and encodes 749 amino acids. Lineage: Eukaryota; Viridiplantae; Streptophyta; Magnoliopsida; Solanales; Convolvulaceae.
CCCCAUUUUGUUUGCUCAAUCUCUUUCCCCUUAAUCUUGCUACCUCUCUUUUCCUUGUUUCUUAAAAAUGGAAUACCAACCUUCGACAAGUUCAAACAUCAAUGAAAAUAUUAUCUUGAAAGAAGUUAUGGAUACUCAUGGUCCAGUUAGCAAAGAUUUUAAAGCAAGUUAUAUCCUCCACUUUGUGAAAAAGAUUCUCUUUCUUAUCAUGGUGGGUGGAAAAACCAUUUAUGAAGAUGAGGAGGAGUCGGAUGAUAAUGAACCUGACAACAACACUAUGUCUAAUGUGCCUCAUGAGAUGGAACUCAAAGACACAGAACAUUCCUAUCAAAUAAAACGGCUUUCAUUUGAGAUAGCAAUAAGGUGUUCAGAAAAUGCUGCAGUUGAUCCACACUCAACUGUAAUGCAUUUUCUGAAAAUGUUGUGUGCAUAUCCAUGGGAAGGCAAACUUUUGAUGAUGUUGGCCGCUUUCGCCAUCAACUUUGGAGAAUUCAACCUCCAAGCUCGCAAGGGAAGUAAAACUCCAUUAUUGGCUAUGGCACCCUCUCAUAUCCAACAAUCCAUUUCCCUUUUUAUCAAAUCAAUCUUACGUCUUACUGACGCCAUGGUUGAGCUUGCACAAUCAUCUUCAUAUAAUUCUUCACCAGUCAUACCGCAUGCUUCUUAUUGGAUCUUUACAAGUAUCAUAACUUUUGCAUCCUAUUUCCGUUGCCUUCCGAAUACUCUUGAUUCAGAGUGGCUUUCGGACAAUGUAUCAAAGCUAUCCAGUUUAACUGUCACUCUCAAAGAUAUAUUCUCUUAUUGCGGCCCAAUGCUAGAAAUGAAGAAAGAAGAGGAUUCUUACAACGCAUUGUGGUGUGCAUUCUCGGAUGAUAAUCCAGUCCCUUCCACUAAUUUGGAUGUUCUCAAAUUAAUAUUUAAUGUUAAUGAUGUUGACAAAGAGAAACCUUUAUUUGAUCCAAAAGGCAGAAUGGUAGGAUUACGUUCAUUUGAGAACAAAAAGUUGGUAUUGCUUAUAACGUCACACCUUGACAUUGACUAUUCACUGGUGCUUGCAUCCCUCUUUUUUGAGGGCGGGAUAGCUCGAUUGUGGAUUCCUAUAGUGAAUGAUCCCACUUUAUGGGAUACUGCUGCUAUGGAAAAUGAUUAUAGAAGAUUAGCAAACAUGGCCAAAGUCCAUACAGUAAAAAAUGUACAAAAAUAUAUAGCAUCAGGAUUUGCAAGAUUUGUUAAAAAGAAAUUCUUCCCAACUUUUCAAAUAGGGAGUGGGCCUAUCUUUGUUUUACUGGAUCACCAAGGAAGGAUGUUUCACUGCAUUGCAACACACAUGAUAGUAAAGAGAAUUAUAGAUAUUGCUUCAAAGGGUGCUGGUCUUCCUGAAUUUAUGAAGAGAGAUAGCAAAAUUCCAUUGUUCAAGAAUGUGUUGAAGGAAAUGACUUUAUCUGUUAGACAUUUAGUGUUUGACAUUGAUGAGAAGAUAACUGAUUUUGCUAAUAAAAUGGAUAGUAAUUUGGAUGAAUGGCUUGAUGACAUUGAGAGUGAUAUACGAAAUUCGGCUGAUAGCAUCAUGUUCAAAGCUAUAAUGGAAGAAGAUCCUUGGAAGGAAAAAACUUGGUGCACUAAUCUUCUAAUGGGAAAUCACUUCUUUAUCCCACGAGCAAAGGAAUGGGUUAAUGCGAAUGAGAACAUAUUUUUCAUUGGAGGGAAGGCCAUUAAAUGGGUUAAAACAUUUGCAUCCAAGGUAUUAACAGAAAUUCAUUUUAACCCGCAACUUACAAUUAAGAUGGCCUAUGUCGGUAGCAACUAUAAAGUAGCAUCAACGAUUCGUCAAGACAGGAUUUGUGAGACAUUUGAAAGAAAUGAAGAAGAUCAAUUUUGUUUUUGGAUGAAUCUUCAAGGCAUAUUUUUUUCAAGGAUCAAAUUCUUAGAUGAGACUUAUGGUGAUGAAGAGAGUGACGAAAUUGUCAAUGGACUAAAACUUUUGUUAGCAUAUGAAACUAAAGGAGUAGCCGUUGAUGGAUGGGUUUUGCUAUGCAAAGGGAACAAGAUAGUCUUGUAUGACCUAGGAAAGAAGAUGUUGACAGUCAUGAAUGAGUACGCGAAAUGGAAGGAAAGUGCAAUAGUCAAAGGCUUUGACCAAGCAUUCAAAGAUCACCAUCAAGAGAUGUUUGGCUCUACCUGUACUACUCCACAACAUCACCCUUGUGCUCUUGAAUAUCCAUCUAAUUUUGACAAAGUCCCAGAGAAUAUAAAAUGUCCUCAACGUUGUCAUAAUAUGCGAAAAUUUGUCACUUUCAAGUGUUAUCAUGAACAUUGAUGUAAAGAACUUAAAGAACUUUAUGAUAUGGAAGAGGAUUAGGAUAUACUUGUAUUGGUUGAUAUGAACACAAUAUGUAUUUGCAUUUGUCGUAUGUAAUGGUUUUUUUAUCAUGUAAUUUAAUUUAUUUUUUUU